Ananas comosus (pineapple) is the source of this 1353-nucleotide messenger RNA. RefSeq names its product protein ECERIFERUM 26-like. NCBI's taxonomy places the organism in Eukaryota, Viridiplantae, Streptophyta, Magnoliopsida, Poales, Bromeliaceae. The coding region runs from base 63 to 1208 and encodes 381 amino acids. The transcript has 2 exons. Gene Ontology annotation, molecular function: acyltransferase activity, transferring groups other than amino-acyl groups. The record is from RefSeq and is a predicted model, not a curated record.
AAAAAAAAAAGCCAAAAAGAAAGGAAUACGAUCAUUAUAUAUAGUUUAAAUUCUGUGUUCUAAUGGCUGAUCGAAUUCUCCCGAAAGAGCUCCACGUCGAGGCGAUACAUACGGCGAUGCCGUGCCGAGUGACGGAGCCCGGGCGGCGUCCCCGCCACAUCACCACCGGCGCCACCUACGCCGCCCCACUCUUUCAGAGUCGGCUCCGCAUCAUACUUUACUACAGUAGCGCCGGGAAGGAGGAGUCGGCGUGGAUGGUGGCGGCGUGGAUGAAGGAGUCGCUGAGCGUGGCGCUGGCGGAGAGGCCGGAGCUGGCGGGGCGCCUUCAGAGAGCUGCUGUUGGGGAGGGAGAAGGAGGGUGGGCGGUGAAGCCGAACGACGCCGGGGUUCGGCUCGUGCAGGCGGCGGUGAUGGAGGUCAGCACGGCGGAAUUCUUGGAGGGCGCCACAGCGACGGCUGAGGCAGACAAGGAAGUGCCGCUGGCGGACUGGGUGGACGUUGAUGGGGACAGUCCUGAGUUCUCUCCUUUGUUCUACAUGCAGGUGACACGAUUUCAAGGCGAUGGAUAUGCUAUUGGAAUCAGCUGUAGCCUCCUCUUAGCUGACCCUUUGUUUUUAAUCGAAUUCCUCAAAUCAUGGGCUGAAAUCCAAACCCAAAUGCUAGCCCAAGGCCUCCUUACGAAAACCUCAAUUUUCCACUUGGGCUAUUUCCAGACGCCCACCCAUCCCAAGCACGUCAAAUCUAUCCCCUUUGAUUCCGCUGCUGAAAAUACCGCCACUAUUUUAUUCAAUAUAUCUUACAAUAAAGGCCGAGACGAAUUGCCCUACAAGGCGAUCGCCUCUGCUUGCCUGAAGGAAGCUGCAGGGAGAGUCAACAGUAAAGUAGUGGACAAAUUCUGUCUCAUGAUCAACUACGGCAAUAGUAUUCCCAAGGACUUGAGGAUAGAAUCAUGCAGAAGGGCGGAGGUACCGUCACCACCUGUCGAUCUUCGAUUGGACAGCUCGAUUAAGGUGGCGCAGUGGGACCAGUUGGGGAUUGAGGAGUUGGUACUAACACAAGGAAAUAAGCCGGUUCAUGUGUCAUACCAUAUGGUAUCUCCUUCCUCCUUUUCUUCUAAUAAUGAAGGGUUGGUGGUGAUCAUGUCACCCUACAAGGAGAUCAAAGGUGUGUUUGAGAUGAUGAUAAGUGUGACAAUCCCUAAGAAGUAGAAAUUGCUAGUCCCCAUGUUGCUAUUAUUGGUGUUUGUUAAUUGGAUUAAAUGUGCUUAGAGAAUUGAUUUGUAAUAAAGGAUGUUUGUUGUUACUUGCAGACCAUAAUAAAUGUUUGGUACUAUUCUUUCUUUGGCUUUGUAAA